Prunus armeniaca (apricot) is the source of this 1407-nucleotide messenger RNA. The record is from the annotation of a GenBank genome assembly. NCBI's taxonomy places the organism in Eukaryota, Viridiplantae, Streptophyta, Magnoliopsida, Rosales, Rosaceae.
AUGGAGGAGAUAGCUCAGGCAGUUGCGGUUCCAUAUAGGCUAGGUAAUUUGAUCCAUGAAGAGUCAGCAGUAAAAAUCCAAAUGGAAAUGACUGGCCUCAAGCUAAUAGCAAAUUCACCUUGUGAGUCCUUUUCUUGUGGAAAUGAAAGUUACAGAAGCAAUGGUCCACAUGAUGAAAACAGAGUAGAAGCCACUGUGUCGAAUAUGCUUGCGGGAUAUGUGGGUGAUCAGAUUUCUAAUGAAAAUAUUGAUUGGGGAAGUAAGGAGUACAACAAGUUCAGGCCAUCAUGUGAGGUUGGCAAUGGAUCUAGUACUACUUCUGAUGCCUCUACAUCGCUUAUUUCGGCAACUAGGGAUAAGAAAAUUUGUAGAACAAGCUGCAGUCAGAAAGUUUUCGAUUUGGAUCGAGUACCCCUAUGGGGUUACACAUCUAUCUGUGGAAGGAGACCGGAGAUGGAAGAUGAUCUUGCCGUUGUACCUCGAUUUUUGAAGAUUCCUAUUCAGAUGCUAAUGGAUGACUCUGGUUUGAAUGGCAUGAAUCAAAACCCAAGUCACUUAACUGCCCAUUUCUUUGGUGUCUAUGAUGGCCAUGGGGGUUGCCAGGUUGCUAACUAUUGUCGCGAACGUGUACAUUCUGCAUUGGCUGAAGAGAUAGAAACUGCAAAAGCAAGCUUGCGUGACAGAAGUACUGGUGAAGGUUGGCAGGAGCAGUGGAAGGAGGCUUUCUCCAAUUGUUUCUUGAAAGUGGAUGCUGAGAUUGGAGGACCUCCGAAAGGCACGAAUGUGAGCAACACUUGUACUUCUGGUGACUAUGAUCUCCAACCUAUUGCUCCUGAAACUGUCGGUUCUACUGCUGUAGUCACCGUUAUCUGUCCAACCCAUAUCAUAGUGGCAAAUUGUGGUGACUCAAGAGCAGUAUUAUGCAGAGGAAAAGUGGCUGUGCCAUUGUCAGUAGACCACAAGCCAAAUAGAGAAGAUGAAUGUGCAAGGAUAGAGGCUGCAGGAGGCAAAGUCAUCCAGUGGAAUGGUUCUCGUGUAUUUGGUGUUCUUGCAAUGUCAAGGUCCAUAGGGGACAGAUACUUGAAACCGUGGAUUAUUCCGGAUCCAGAAGCAGUGUUUGUUUCUCGAGAAAAGGAAGACGAGUGCCUUAUUCUAGCCAGCGACGGGUUAUGGGAUUUCAUGACAAACCAGGAGGCCUGCGAUAUUGCACGAAGGCGGAUCCUUUUGUGGCACAAAAAGUAUGGUGAUACCACCAUGUCAAUGGAAAGGGGUGAGGGAGUUGAUCCUGCUGCUCAAGCUGCAGCAGAUUAUCUCUCAAGGCUUGCCUUGCAAAAGGGGAGCAAAGACAACAUCACUGUAGUGGUGGUAGACUUGAAAGCAACAAGGAAGUUUAAAAGAAAAACCUAA